This is a messenger RNA of Paramecium tetraurelia, 432 nucleotides long. RefSeq lists its product as uncharacterized. The record is from RefSeq and is a predicted model, not a curated record. The transcript has 2 exons. Lineage: Eukaryota; Ciliophora; Oligohymenophorea; Peniculida; Parameciidae.
AUGUAAUCUUAUGAGAAAGCAUUAUUUAAUGUACAAGUGAUAAGAAAACACUUCUUCAAAGAUAGGGUUUACCAAUUAUAUUUAUUUGCUGAUGAAUUAGUGAUGACAGAUGAUCCGACUAAAAGUCCAAAAUACAUUUUGAAAACGAAUUUAACAACUACGAUAAAGUGGAUAUGCGAAAACAAAAGGAUAGUGGCUUUUGAAUUUUCUUAUAACGGAAGGCCUAAGGAAGUGUAUGGGCCCAAAUUGAAUCUUCUCAAGGAGAUGCUAGCUGGAAAAGUGUUUUUCAGUCCUGUGUCUUAAUUCUAUUAAUUCCAUAUGGAAAUAGGCAGUGGGAUGACAGGAUCUGUCUAUAGGUGUAUUUCGAUUGAAAACAAUGAAAAACUAUUUUGCGAUAAAGAAAGUAGAUAAGAUAAAAAUAACCUAAAAUGA